AUGACGUCGUCGAAUCUCAGACCCUUUUCCGUCCGAACGCGUGACGUCGUUCCUCGCAGACACAGACGCACAACCAGUACAGGUCUCAAUGAUACACUUGCAAUGCCUCCCAAGAGAAAGAGGACGGCGGUAGCUGCUGCCUCUGCGGACGUCCCUCCCGGCGUGCUGCCCAACAAGAGGCGAAUCUAUGCUCCCAAGGCGACUUGCGCUCCUGCGUUGAGGAGAGGCGCUCCUCGAUCUGGCACGGUCGAUACGAAUCCGGACUGCAACCCGGACGUCGUGGAUGGGAAAUUUGCGCUGCGCGCGAGUCCUGAUGCGGAUGAGAAGGGGGAGGCUUUCGAUGCGGCUGCGUUGGCUCCGCCGGAGACGAAUGGGCAGGUGAAGAAAGAAAAUGGGAUAGAGGCGUCCGAGACGAAUGGUCAGGUCAAGAAAGAAAAUGGGAUAGAGGCGUCCAAAGCGGAUCUCCAGACGCCCAGUUCUACGCCUGCGAAGAAGCAGAAGAAAAGUCCAACCAAGAGCUCGAUUGCGGCCAAGAAGGGCUCGGAUGAGAUCAAAGCUUUCCGAGCGGAACAGGCUGCUCAAAAAGCAGCGGGAGUUAAGGUUAAGAAGGAGGACGAGGUGGAUGAGUGGGAUAAGAGGCAGGAUCCGGAUGGAGAUGAUGAGGGCCCGGCUGAGGAUACGGAGGUGCUGAAGUUGGAGGCGAGGAGGCCGCCGCCUGUCAACUCAGACUAUUUACCUUUGCCUUGGAAAGGAAGGCUAGGAUAUGCCUGUCUCAAUACUUACCUUCGCUCAUCCAACCCCCCAGUCUUCACCUCCCGCACCUGCCGCAUAGCAUCUAUCCUCGAGCAUCGCCAUCCUCUCAAGAACUCCUCUCAGCCCGAGCACGCCACCAAGAACCGCCCUGACAAGUCCCAGCCAGCAUCUAUAGAACGUGGCCAAAGGUACGUUGAAGAAAUUUGCCUUGCUAACGUGCGAGAUCUGCCAAAGAUGUUCCGGUGGAACGAUAAGUACGGCAUCAAGUUUAUGCGUCUCUCUUCCGAAAUGUUUCCCUUUGCAUCACACGCCGAACACGGCUAUAAACUCGCUCCAUUUGCCAGCGAAGCUCUGGCGGAAGCCGGGCGUGUCAUUACCGAACUGGGGCACAGAGUCAGCACGCACCCAGGCCAGUUCACACAACUUGGCUCCCCACGGGCAGAAGUCAUCGCCAACGCGGUCCGUGAUCUCGAGUACCACAACGAGAUGCUCUCCCUGCUCAAAUUACCAGAGCAGAUGGACAGGAACGCCGUCAUGAUCUUGCAUCUUGGAGGUACGUUCGGCGAUAAAGCCGCAACGCUCGACCGCUUCCGCACCAAUUACGCUACUCUAUCUGCACCCAUCAAACAGCGCAUCGUGCUUGAGAAUGACGAUGUGUCGUGGUCCGUCCACGAUCUCCUCCCGCUAUGUGAAGAACUGAACAUACCCCUGUGUCUGGAUUUCCACCACCACAACAUCAUCUUCGACAGCUCGCAACUCCGCGAGGGCACGCACGACAUCAUAGCGCUGUACCCGCGCAUCAAAGCGACGUGGGACCGCAAACGCAUCAAGCAGAAGAUGCACUACAGCGAGCCCUGCCCGGACGCCAUCACCGGCCGGCAGCGACGCAAACAUAACCCGCGCCCGAUCACGCUGCCCCCAUGUGCAGAUGACAUGGACCUGAUGAUUGAGGCGAAGGACAAGGAGCAGGCUGUCUUCGAGCUGAUGCGAACUUUUAGGUUGCCCGGCUGGGACACCUUUAGCAACGUCGUUCCGUACGAGCGGGACGACGACAAUCGCCCGGUCCCGAGGACAGCGAAGGGGAAGAAGACGACGAAGAAGAGACCGACAUGGAUGGGUCCUGAGGCGUUUGGGAAGGGGACGAGUGACAUGUUGGAGGAGGAUGAUGUCAAAGAGUUGGUUCCUGAGGAAGAGGUGGGUAUGGGUGGGGAGGAGGGGAGGGUGUACUGGCCGGUGGGCAUGGAGGAGUGGCUGAGGCCUCGGAAGAGAGAGGUUAAGAAAAAAGGGGGCGUGGAUGAGGAGGAGAUGUUCCGGAAUCCGACGCCGGCGAACUUCGCGGCUAGGAAGGAGGUGUUGGCGAGGAACAAGAAGCCUUUCUCUGAUGAGGUGAGAGAGAAGUUGAUCGAGGCGAAUUGUGUGGCGGAUGUUAAGAAAGUGCUGGAAGAGCUCAACCAGGAGACGGGCGGGAGUGGGGGGGCGAACCAGACUCCGGCGAAGAGCAAGAUUGGAAAGGCGGCGAUGCCAGCGAAGAAAGCUGCGCCCGAGUUUGAGAAAGAGGGGAGUGUCCCUGCGCCUAGUGCCAGUAUGUCGAAUCCGAAUAACGACGACGACGAUAGCGACGACGAGUUGAGCCUACCGGAGAUUUCCGAGGAAGAAGAGGAGGAGGAGGAGAAGAAGAAGCCGCCGGUCUUGAAGAGAGCUGCGUCUUUGAGGCAGAGCGGGAGGGCAGCUGUGGUUGCGACGAGAUAA
Drepanopeziza brunnea f. sp. 'multigermtubi' MB_m1 is the source of this 2502-nucleotide messenger RNA. RefSeq lists its product as uncharacterized. The record is from RefSeq and is a predicted model, not a curated record. Gene Ontology annotation, biological process: response to UV; mitochondrial DNA repair; nucleotide-excision repair. Gene Ontology annotation, cellular component: nucleus; mitochondrion. Gene Ontology annotation, molecular function: endonuclease activity. NCBI's taxonomy places the organism in Eukaryota, Fungi, Ascomycota, Leotiomycetes, Helotiales, Drepanopezizaceae.